AUGGCCAUCGCUGCCGCACAACGUAAACAGGUCCUUAAGGUGUUGAUGCUCUCACUGCUGUUAGAUCUGAUCUCCUUUACAUUUAUUUUACCACUCUUCCCUUCUCUCUUGUCCUUCUAUCGUGCCCAGGACCCGUCGCCAAAUUCCCUCCUCAAUCGCAUCUUCCAUUACCUCAAUGCUUACAAGAAUUCUUUCGCCCGCCCAAUCGACUCGCGCUACGAUAUCGUUCUACUCGGCGGCGCCCUUGGCUCCCUCUUCUCCCUUCUCCAGGCCGUCGUCGCCCCGGUAAUAGGUCACCUGUCGGAUAAACAUGGCCGUCGCCGCACUUUGCUAUGGGCCAUGAUUGGAAACCUCCUCAGCGUCACGCUGUGGGUCUCCGCAACGGAUUUCCGCACCUUCUUGGCCAGUCGCGUUGUUGGCGGCCUCAGCGAAGCAAACGUUCAAUUGGCCAAUGCUAUCGUGGCCGAUAUCACGGAUGAAGCGCACCGCGGCGCGUCCAUGGCUUUGGUGGGCGCAUGCUUCAGCGUCGCUUUUACUUUCGGUCCUUUACUCGGCGCUGGUCUGAGUUCUGUGAAGAUUGUCGCCGCUAAUCCGUUCAUCAGUGCCGCGCUCAUGUCGCUUGUGCUUAUUGCGCUGGAGACUUUCUACCUUUGGGCCUGUCUGCCUGAGACGCAUCCGCGCCUCACUACUCUCAAGCACGAGGCUGAGAAGGAGGCUGAGGAUGAGAGUCCCGCCAAGGCUAAGGACGUGAAGAAGGAUUCUUCGCCCGCACAAAAACCACACACUAAUAACCCCGCUGUUCUCAAUGCCAUUCAUUUCCUUUUCUUGCUCCCCUUUUCUGGGCUGGAGUUCUCUCUUCCAUUUUUGACUGCUACGCUCUAUGCCGAAACGUCGAAUGCUAGCCCUGCCGCUUUGAAUGGUCGCCUUCUUUCAAUGAUGGGCCUGAUUGCUUCCCUUCUCCAGGGUACAUUGGUUCGUCGCUUGCCGCCGCUGGUCACUGUCCGCGCUGGCGUGGUGGCCUGCGCUUUGUCCUUUUUCUGCCUGGCUCGCAUUUCCUCUGUGGCGGGUCUCUAUGCUGCUGGUGCUCUGCUGGCUAUUACAACCGCCACUGUCGUAACCGGUCUGAAUAGCCUGGGUAGCUUCGAGGCGAGGGAUGCAAACCGCGGUGCGGUCAUGGGUCGUCUUCGUGGCUGGGGCCAGGCAGGGCGAGCCACUGGUCCUAUCCUUUUCUGCUCCUUGUUUUGGUGGGCUGGUCGUGAGGCCGCGUACACCGUUGGUGGUGUUGCCAUGUGCGUCGUCGCGGUUGGCGUCUUUGGUUUCUUGAAGUCGCCCGUUGUUCAUUCCAAGACGGAGUGA
Messenger RNA from Penicillium verhagenii, 1356 nucleotides. Its product is annotated as putative tetracycline transporter. Gene Ontology annotation, biological process: transmembrane transport. Gene Ontology annotation, molecular function: transmembrane transporter activity. The record is from RefSeq and is a predicted model, not a curated record. Gene Ontology annotation, cellular component: brush border membrane. The transcript is spliced from 2 exons. NCBI's taxonomy places the organism in Eukaryota, Fungi, Ascomycota, Eurotiomycetes, Eurotiales, Aspergillaceae. Bases 1 to 1356 code for a protein of 451 amino acids.